Messenger RNA from Tripterygium wilfordii, 804 nucleotides. RefSeq lists its product as uncharacterized. The record is from RefSeq and is a predicted model, not a curated record. The coding region runs from base 1 to 804 and encodes 267 amino acids. The transcript has a single exon. Lineage: Eukaryota; Viridiplantae; Streptophyta; Magnoliopsida; Celastrales; Celastraceae.
AUGCAGGGAAGUAGUUCACUACUCUCGUUCUCUCCAGACAGAUCUCCCAGUUUCGACACCUACUCCUCCGGCAAGCUCGCUGAGAUUGCAGCCAGAGUCAUUCAAGAAUUCAACAACGAAACAGAGUCCAACGAUGGAGAUGGAAGCGAUGGAGAAUUUGAGUUCUCAAUUGUAUGCAGAAAUGAGGAGUCCAUACCUAUCACCGCCGACGAGAUCUUCUACAACGGACAGAUCAGGCCGGUCUACCCGCUCUUCAACACAGAUUUGUUGCUCUCCAACGGUUUGUGCACAAUAAAUGAGGAAGCCACCAUAGUGAAAACCAAAGCCACGUCACAUCGGCCGCCGUUACGGCAGCUGUUCAGCGAAGAGCGGGAGCUCACAUCCUCGUCUUGUUCAUCGUCGGAGGCAGACGAAUUAGAUGGCGCGGAACCAGGCACAUACUGCGUUUGGACUCCGAAGAAGGCGGGAGAGUCGUCGCCGGGGCUAUCCAAGAAGAGCGGCUCCACAGGUUCUUCGAAGAAGUGGAAGUUCCGAGACAUCUUGUACCGGAGCCACAGCGACGGCAAGGAAACGUUCGUGUUCCUGACACGAAUCAAUAAAAAGGGGAAAACAGAGGAAUCGAAGCAGAGAACAACUGUAUCCAACACAAAGGAGGAGAGAGGACGAACUGAGGAUGAAUAUGCAAAACGAAACAGGGCAGCGAAGGAAAGCGAGAAACGGCGGUCUUACUUGCCGUAUCGACAGGACCUCGUUGGGAUUUUCACGAAUGUAAAUGGUCAGAGUCGGAAUUUGCAUCGAUAUUGA